GGUGCAGCGACUCAAGCUGAAUUCUUCCUGUGGGGCACCCUUGCGGUACCAACUUGCCGCUUUUGAACCGGAAGCGGGAAGGCGAGCUUGCAGAACCAGCUGCUAGAUCCGUGCACGCGGGAAAAGGCGAAGCGACCUGGGUUUGCCUUGGCAGCCAGAAUGCAACGCUACAGGUUUGCAUUUGUUCGUAGUUAAGAGCACUGGCUAGGAAAUCACAGCCUCGAGAGUUCGAAUUCUUAUUGCCAGUUGUAUUACCUGUGCUGUCUUUUAGUGAGGUGAGGAUGCACGUUCUGAAAUCCUAAACCAUGAGUCUAGCGCUGAAUGACCUGCUCAUCUGCUGCCGGCAGUUAGAACAUGACAGGGCUACAGAACGAAGGAAAGAAGUGGAUAAAUUUAAGCGCCUGAUUCAGGAUCCUGAAACAGUUCAACAUUUGGAUAGGCAUUCUGACUCCAAACAAGGGAAAUAUCUGAAUUGGGAUGCUGUUUUCAGGUUUUUGCAGAAGUACAUUCAAAAGGAAACAGAAAGUCUUAGAACAGCAAAAUCAAAUGUCUCAGCCUCUACACAAACCUCCAGACAGAAGAAGAUGCAAGAGAUUAGCAGUCUGGUCAGAUUCUUCAUCAAAUGUGCAAAUAAAAGAGCACCCAGGCUAAAAUGUCAGGACCUCUUGAAUUACGUCAUGGAUACAGUGAAAGACUCAUCUAAUGGCGCAACUUACGGAGCUGACUGCAGCAACAUUCUUCUCAAAGACAUCCUGUCUGUGAGGAAAUACUGGUGUGAAGUGUCUCAGCAGCAGUGGCUAGAAUUGUUUUCCCUGUACAUCAGGCUGUAUCUCAAACCAUCACAGGACAUUAAUAGAGUUUUAGUGGCUAGAAUAAUUCAUGCUGUCACCAGAGGAUGCUGCUCACAGACUGAUGGAUUACCUUCAAAGUUCUUAGAUCUUUUUUCCAAGGCUAUUCAGUAUGCCAGACAGGAAAAGAGCUCUCCUGGCUUAAGUCACAUCUUAGCAGCCCUUAACAUUUUCCUCAAGACUUUGGCUGUCAACUUCCGAAAGCGGGUGUGUGAAAUAGGAGAUGAAAUUCUUCCUACCUUACUGUAUAUUUGGACUCAACAUCGACUUAAUGACUCCUUAAAAGAAGUAAUUAUUGAACUAAUUCACCUGCAGAUUUACAUCCAUCAUCCACAGGGAGCCAAAGCGCCUGAGGAAGGUGCUUAUGAAUCCAUGAAAUGGAAAAGGAUCUUGUACAACUUAUACGACCUGCUGGUGAAUGAGAUAAGUCACAUAGGAAGCAGAGGGAAAUACUCCUCAGGAUCUCGUAAUAUUGCUGUCAAGGAAAAUUUGAUUGACUUGAUGGCAGAUGUCUGUUACCAGCUUUUUAAUGCAGAUACCAGAUCCGUGGAGAUUUCUCAGUCUUAUGCGACACAAAGGGAAUCCACUGACUACAGUGUACCUUGCAAAAGAAGGAAAAUAGACAUAGGCUGGGAAGUGAUAAAAGAUUAUCUUCAGAAGUCACAGAAUGAUUUUGAUCUUGUGCCAUGGCUACAGAUUACAACCCGAUUAAUAUCAAAAUAUCCUUCCAGUUUGCCUAACUGUGAGCUGUCUCCAUUAAUACUGAUCCUGUACCAGCUUCUGCCUCAACAGCGGCGUGGAGAACGCAUCCCACAUGUGUUACGAUGCCUUACCGAAGUUGCCUUAUGUCAAGGCAAGAAAUCAAACCUAGAAAGCUCUCAAAAGUCAGAUUUAUUGAAACUAUGGAUUAAAAUUUGGUCUAUUACCUUUCGUGGUAUAAGUUCUGAACAAACACAAACUGAAAACUUUGGUUUACUUGGGGCCAUUAUUCAAGGUAGUUUAGUUGAACUUGACAGAGAAUUCUGGAAGUUAUUUACUGGCUCAGCCUGUAAACCUUCAAGUCCUUCAGUUCGCUGCUUGACUUUGGCGCUUAGCAUGUGUGUAGUUCCAGAUGCAAUAAAAAUGGGAACAGAACAAAGUGUGUGUGACGCAAAUAGAAGUUUUUCUGUGAAGGAGUCGAUAAUGAGGUGGCUCUUAUUCUACCAGUUAGAGGGCGACUUGGAAGACAGCGCAGAGCCGCCUCCCAUUCUCCAGAGUAAUUUCCCUCAUCUCAUACUGGAAAAAAUUCUUGUAAGUCUCACUAUGAAAAACUCAAAAGCUGCAAUGAAGUUUUUUCAAAGUGCCCCAGAAUGUGAGCAGCACUGUGAAGAUACAGAAGAGCCUUCGUUCUCAGAAGCGGAAGAACUGUUUCUCCAGACAACUUUUGACAAGAUGGAUUUUUUAACUCCUGUCAAAGAAGAUACUGUAGAAAAAUUUCAAUCUCGUGUUGGCUUCUCUGUCCACCAAAAUCUCAAGGAAUCACUGGAUCAUUAUCUUCUGGGAUUAUCAGAACAGCUUUUAAGUAAUUACUCUUCUGAGAUUACAAGUUCAGAAACCCUUGUCCGGUGUUCGAGUCUUCUGGUGGGUGUUCUUGGCUGCUAUUGUUACAUGGGUGUAAUAACUGAAGACGAAGCAUAUAAAUCAGAAUUAUUCCAGAAAGCCAAGUCUCUGAUGCAGUGUGCAGGGGAAAGUAUCUCUUUGUUUAAAAAUAAGACAAAUGAGGAGUCCAGAGUUGGUUCACUGAGAAGUGUGAUACAUCUGUGUACAAGUUGCUUGUGUAGACAUACCAAGCACACUCUAAACAAGAUAGCCUCUGGCUUUUUCCUGCGAUUAUUAACGUCCAAGCUCAUGAAUGACAUUGCAGAUAUUUGUAAAAGCUUGGCAUCCUGUACGAAAAAGCCAUUUGACUAUGGAGAGGAGCAUUCGUUGAGAGAUGAUGAUGAUGAUGGUGAUGGUGGUGAUGGUGGUGAAAGUCUGAUGGAGACACAGGGUUCAUCAUCCACAGAUCUAUUUAGCGAUUACUCUGCUAGUACUGUGAGCGAUGCAAACGAUUAUGGAGAGAACCAGAAUGCUGUUGGUGCCGCGAAUCCUCUAACUGCUGACUGGCUGUCCAGACAAGAUCAUCUUCUUUUAGACAUGCUCAGGUUCUUGUGCCUCUCUGUAACUGCAUGUCAGAGCCGGACUGCGUCUUUCAGAGGAGCUGAUAUUAGAAGAAAGUUGUUAAUGUUACUCGAUCCUAGCACACUCGAUCUCACUAAAUCCCUACACCUACACAUGUACUUGGUGCUUUUGAAGGAUCUCCCUGGAAAAGAGCAUUUGUUGCCAAUGGAAGAUGUUGUUGAACUUCUGCAGCCAUUAUCCCUUGUAUGUUCUCUGUAUCGGCGUGACCAAGAUGUCUGCAAGACGAUUUUAAGCAAUGUCCUCCAUAUAGUGACAAACCUAGGUCAGGGCAGCGUGGACACAGAGAGCACAAGGAAUGCUCAAGGACAGUUCCUGACAGUGAUGGGAGCAUUUUGGCAUUUAACAAAGGAAAAGAAAUGUAUAUUCUCUGUCAGAAUGGCGUUAGUAAAGUGUCUUCAAACACUGCUUGAGGCUGAUCCAUAUUCCAAGUGGGCGAUUCUUAAUGUAAAGGGACAGGACUUUCCUGUACGUGAAGCAUUUCCACAGUUUCUUGCUGACGGUCACCAUCACGUUCGGAUGUUGGCUGCGGGGUCGAUCAGCAGAUUAUUCCAGGAUAUGAGACAAGGUGAUUCCUCCAGAAGCUUGAAAGCACUUCCUCUGAAGUUUCAGCAGACAUCUUUCAACAGUGCAUACAUGAUAGCAGAGGCAGGAAUCAGAGAACUGUUAUGUGAUUCUCAGAACCCUGAUCUUCUGGAUGAGAUUUAUAAUAGAAAAUCCGUAUUGCUGACGGUGAUAGCUGUGGUCUUGCACUGUAGCCCAAUCUGUGAAAAGCAGGCUUUGUUUGCCUUAUGCAAAUCUGUGAAGGAAAAUGGACUAGAACCCCAUCUUGUGAAAAAGGUUUUGGAGAAAGUCUCCGAGUCGUUUGGAUGUAGGUGCUUAGAGGACUUCAUGGCUUCUCAUCUAGAUUACUUGGUUUUGGAAUGGCUGAACCUUCAAGAUGCUAAAUACAGCUUAUCUUCCUUUCCUUUUACGUUAUUAAACUACAUGAGCGUGGAGGAUUUCUAUAGAUCUUGUUACAAGAUUCUGAUUCCACACUUGGUAAUUAGAAAGCACUUUGAUGAGGUGAAGUCCAUUGCUAAUCAGAUUCAGAGGUGCUGGAAAAGCCUGCUGAUCGACUGCUUUCCAAAGAUGCUUGUGCACAUCCUUCCGUACUUUGCCUGUGAGGGCACGGGGGACAGCAGCUCGGCACAGAAGAGGGAGACUGCUACCGAGGUCUACGAUACUCUUAAAGGUGAAGACUUCCUAGGAAAACAGAUUGAUCAAGUAUUCAUUAGUAAUUUGCCAGAGAUCGUGGUGGAGCUGCUUAUGACGUUGCAUGAAACGGCUGACUCGGAUUCCGGUCAAAGCCCCGACCUCUGCGAUUUUUCAGGGGAUUUGGAUCCCGCUCCCAAUCCACCAUAUUUCCCGUCACAUGUCAUUAAGGCAACAUUUGCCUACAUCAGCAGCUGUCAUAAAACCAAGUUUAAAAGCAUUCUAGAAAUCCUUUCUAAAAUCCCUGAUUCCUAUCAGAAAAUACUCCUGGCCAUUUGUGAACAAGCAGCUGAGACAAAUAAUGUCUUUAAAAAGCACAGAAUUCUUAAAAUAUACCACCUGUUUGUUAGUUUAUUACUGAAAGACAUACAGAGUGGCUUGGGAGGAGCUUGGGCCUUUGUUCUCCGAGAUGUUAUUUAUACUUUGAUUCACUAUAUCAACAAAAGCUGUUACCAAGCAGAUUCUUCAUCAGUGAUUUUCGUGCUACCUGUGUCUAAUGAAGCCUGGCGCUCUUUGCCUGCUCUCAGAGAGUACCCUACCGGGGUUACGUCUUCCCAUUUCACUGACGUGUCAUUACGUAGCUUCUCCCUGUGCUGUGACCUAUUAAGUCGAGUUUGCCGUACAGCGGUAACUCACUGUAAGGACGCCCUAGAAAACCAUCUUCAUGUUAUUGUGGGCACACUUAUACCCCUUGUGGAUUAUCAGGAGGUUCAAGAACAGGUAUUGGACCUGUUGAAGUACUUGGUGAUAGAUAACAAAGACAAUAAAAACCUCUUUGUCACAAUUAAGCUUCUGGAUCCGUUUCCUGACCAUGUUGUUUUUAAGGAUUUGCGUCUUACUCAACAGAAGAUAAAAUAUAGUGGAGGACCCUUUACACUCUUAGAGGAAAUAAACCAUUUUCUCUCAGUAAGUGCUUAUAAUCCACUUCCACUGACCAGACUCGAAGGACUGAAGGAUCUUCGGAGACAACUGGAACAGCAUAAAGAUCAGAUGCUAGAUCUUGUGAGAGCAUCUCAGGAUAACCCACAAGAUGGCAUUGUGGUGAAGCUGGUUGUCAGCUUGUUGCAGCUAUCCAAGAUGGCAGUGAACCAGACUGGUGAAAGAGAAGUUUUAGAGGCUGUCGGCAGGUGUUUGGGAGAAAUCGGUCCUCUGGAUUUCUCUACUAUAGCUGUACAGCAUAGCAAAGAUACGCCGUACACCAAAGCCUACGGGUUACCUGAAGACAGAGAACUUCAGUGGACCUUGAUAAUGCUGACUGCCCUGAACAACACCCUGGUGGAGGACAGUGUCAAAAUUCGAUCAGCUGCUGCUACCUGUUUGAAAAACAUUUUGGCUACCAAGACCGGACAUAUUUUCUGGGAGAAUCAUAAGACAUCAGCGGAUCCAAUGCUGACCUAUCUGCAGCCUUUCAGAGCGUCGAGGAAAAAGUUUUUAGAAUUACCCCAGUUUGUUAAAGAAGAUGCUUUAGAAGGCCUGGAUGAUGUAAAUCUGUGGGUUCCUCAAAGUGAAAGCCAUGACAUUUGGAUAAAGACUCUGACUUGUGCCUUUUUGGACAGUGGAGGCAUAAAAAGCGAAAUUCUUCAGUUACUAAAGCCAAUGUGUGAAGUGAAAACUGACUUUUGUCAGAUGGUGCUGCCAUACUUGAUCCAUGAUGUUUUACUCCAAGAUACACAUGAGUCGUGGAGAACUCUGCUAUCUACACACGUCCGAGGAUUUUUCACUAACUGUUUUAAACAUUCCUCCCAAGCAAGCCGCUCAGCGACUCCCGCAAAUUCGGAUUCAGAGUCAGAGAACUUUCUCCGAUGCUGUUUGGAUAAAAAAUCACAAAGAACCAUGCUCGCUGUUGUCGACUACCUGAGAAGGCAAAAGAGGCCUUCCUCAGGAACAGCUUUCGAGGAUGCCUUCUGGCUAGAUUUGAAUUAUCUUGAGGUUGCAAAGGUGGCUCAAUCCUGUGCAGCUCACUUCACAGCACUGCUCUAUGCAGAGAUCUAUUCAGAUAAGAAAAACAUGGAUGAGCAAGAGAAAAGAAGUCCAACAUUUGAAGAAGGAAGUCAAGGUACAACUAUUUCUAGUUUGAGUGAAAAAAGUAAAGAAGAAACUGGAAUAAGCUUACAGGAUCUUCUCUUGGAGAUCUACAGAAGUAUAGGAGAGCCAGACAGCCUGUAUGGCUGCGGGGGAGGGAAAGUGUUACAACCCCUUACCCGAAUAAGGACGUACGAGCAUGAAGCAACGUGGGAGAAAGCCUUAGUGACAUACGACCUUGAGACCACCAUCUCCUCCUCCACCCGCCAGUCGGGAAUCAUCCAGGCCUUGCAGAACUUGGGGCUCUCCCAUAUUCUUUCUAUCUACUUGAAAGGAUUGGACCAUGAAAGGAGAGAGUGGUGUGGGGAACUGCAGGAGCUUCAUUACCAGGCGGCGUGGAGGAACAUGCAGUGGGACCUCUGCACUUCUGCCAACCAAGAACUAGAAGGAACCAGUUACCACGAAUCGUUGUAUAAUGCUCUGCAGUGCCUAAGAAACAGAGAAUUCUCCACAUUUUAUGACAGUCUCCGACAUGCCAGGGUGAAGGAAGUUGAAGAGUUGAGCAAAGGCAGCCUUGAAUCGGUAUAUUCGCUGUACCCCACACUUAGCAGAUUGCAGGCAGUCGGAGAACUGGAAAACAGUGGAGAGCUCUUCUCAAGGUCAGUCACAGACAGAGAGCGCUCUGAGGUAUACCUGAAGUGGCAGAAGCACUCCCAGCUUCUGAAGGACAGUGACUUCAGCUUUCAGGAGCCUCUCAUGGCUCUCCGCACAGUCAUUCUGGAGAUCCUGGUACAAAAGGAAAUGGAGAACUCUCAAGGAGGAUGCUCUAAGGACAUUCUCACCAAACACCUUGUUGAAUUCUCUGUUCUGGCCCGAACCUUCAAGAAUACACAGCUCCCUGAAAGAGCAAUAUUUAAAAUUAAGCAAUAUAAUCCAGCUAUUUGCGGAAUCUCUGAAUGGCAUUUGGAAGAAGCACAAGUAUUUUGGGCAAAGAAGGAGCAGAGUCUUGCCCUGAGUAUCCUCAAGCAAAUGAUCAAGAAGUUGGACUCCAGCUUUAGAGAGAAUGAAGCAGGUCUAAAAGGCCUACACGCAGAGUGUCUGAGGGUUUGUGGCAACUGGCUGGCAGAGACUUGCCUAGAAAAUCCUGCAGUCAUCAUGCAGACCUAUCUAGAAAAGGCAGUGAAGGUUGCUGGCAGUUAUGAUGGCGACAGCCGAGAGCUCAGAAAUGGACAGAUGAAGGCCUUCCUCUCAUUAGCGCGGUUCUCUGAUACGCAGUACCAGAGGAUUGAGAACUACAUGAAGUCGUCCGAAUUCGAAAACAAGCAAGCUCUCUUAAAAAGAGCCAAGGAAGAAGUGGGUCUUAUAAGGGAGCAUAAAAUUCAGACGAACAGAUACACAAUAAAGGUUCAGAGAGAACUGGAGCUAGAUGAAUGUGCUCUCCGUGCACUGAAAGAGGACCGUAAACGCUUCCUGUGUAAAGCAGUUGAGAACUACAUCAGCUGCUUACUAAGCGGAGAAGAACAUGAUCUGUGGGUGUUCCGACUCUGCUCCCUCUGGCUGGAAAAUUCUGGAGUCUCUGAAGUCAAUGGCAUGAUGAAGAGAGAUGGAAUGAAGAUUUCCUCCUAUAAGUUUUUGCCUCUCAUGUACCAAUUGGCUGCUAGAAUGGGGACCAAAAUGACAGGAGGCCUAGGAUUUCAUGAAGUCCUCAAUAAUCUCAUCUCUAGGAUUUCAAUGGAUCACCCCCAUCACACCUUGUUCAUCAUCCUGGCCUUAGCAAAUGCAAACAAAGAUGAGUUUUUGAGCAAACCAGAGACAGCAAGAAGGGGCAGAAUAACCAAGAAUGCACCCAAAGAAAGCUCUCAGCUUGAUGAGGAUCGAGCAGAGGCUGCAAGCAGAAUAAUCCAUACAAUCAGAAGUGCGAGGCGUACAAUGGUGAAGGACAUGGAGGCGCUCUGCGAUGCCUACAUCAUCCUGGCGAACCUGGAUGCCUCUCAGUGGAGGAACCAGAGAAAAGGCAUCAGCAUUCCAGCCAACCAGCCAAUCACUAAACUGAAGAAUUUAGAAGACGUUGUUGUUCCCACUAUGGAAAUUAAGGUUGACCCCACAGGAGAGUAUGAAAAGCUGGUGACUAUAAAGUCAUUUAAAACAGAAUUUCGCUUAGCCGGAGGCUUAAAUUUACCAAAAAUAAUAGACUGUGUGGGUUCUGAUGGCAAGGAAAGGAGACAGCUUGUGAAGGGCCGCGAUGACCUGAGGCAAGAUGCUGUCAUGCAGCAGGUUUUCCAGAUGUGCAAUAUGCUACUGCAGAGGAACACCGAGACUAGAAAGAGGAAACUGACCAUCUGCACAUACAAGGUGGUUCCCCUCUCCCAGCGAAGCGGUGUUCUUGAGUGGUGCACAGGAACCAUCCCUAUUGGUGAAUAUCUUGUUAACAACGAAGAAGGUGCUCAUAAAAGAUACAGGCCAAAUGAUCUCAGCGCCAAUCAGUGCCAAAAGAAAAUGAUGGAAGUGCAGAAGAAGUCUUUUGAAGAGAAGUAUGAGACCUUCAUGACUAUUUGCCAAAACUUUGAGCCAGUUUUCCGUUACUUCUGCAUGGAAAAAUUCUUGGAUCCAGCUGUUUGGUUUGAGAAACGGUUGGCGUAUACGCGUAGUGUGGCCACGUCGUCUAUCGUUGGUUACAUCCUUGGACUUGGUGAUAGGCAUGUCCAGAAUAUCCUGAUAAACGAGCAGUCAGCAGAACUUGUGCACAUAGAUUUGGGAGUGGCUUUUGAACAGGGGAAGAUCCUUCCCACUCCAGAGACAGUUCCUUUUAGACUCAGCAGAGAUAUCGUGGACGGGAUGGGUAUCACUGGUGUGGAAGGUGUCUUCAGAAGGUGCUGUGAAAAAACAAUGGAAGUUAUGCGUAGUUCCCAGGAAGCUCUGCUCACCAUUGUAGAGGUUCUUUUGUACGACCCGCUCUUUGAUUGGACUAUGAACCCUUUAAAAGCUUUGUACUUACAGCAGAGGCCAGAAGACGAGACUGACCUCCAGUCCACCCCCAGUGCAGACGAUCAGGAGUGCAAACGAAGUCUUAGUGAUACUGACCAGAGUUUCAACAAAGUAGCUGAGCGCGUCCUGAUGAGAUUGCAAGAGAAGCUGAAAGGCGUGGAGGAGGGCACCGUGCUCAGUGUGGGCGGACAGGUGAACCUGCUUAUCCAGCAGGCCAUGGACCCCAAAAACCUCAGCCGACUCUUCCCAGGGUGGAAAGCGUGGGUGUGACCUUCAGUAGAGGAGUUGCUGGACUUCAGAAAGGACCUGCCACCCACCAUAUUUGGAUAGGAAUUACUGAAGUGAACAACUGCUUUUAAACCAAUUGUCUACUUGAUUGAUCACCACCCAAAUAUUAGUAUUCAUUCCUGCUGUCUUCUGUUAGAGGCGAUGGUUACUCAAGAUCCCUGUGCUGACUCUUAGAUCAUGCUUGUGUUACCACAGUGGUCACCCACACGCACACCGAACUGCAAACAGUGGGAGUGGCAGAGUGAGCUUAACUUUGGUGUACUUUAAGACAAGAUCGUAACAAUCUUAGUUAAAGCAUGUUUUCCAGACAGUGUGUGUGUGUCACACGCAUUAAGUAAUGAAGUACUUAAUACUGUCAAUAUAUCAUGGGAAACCCACAUUAGAAUGAAUGUUGGGCUAGAGCGUGUGCCUAACCUGUAUGGGGCCCCAUAUUCAGACCAGAAUUGCAGAUUCAAGAGAAAAAAAAUAAUAGAGCAUGUUGAAAGCUGGUGGUACAGGUUAAAGAUCCUCUGUUCCAAAGUCCAAAAGAUGAGACGUUUGGUGUUUAAAACUUUCUGACAUAUUAGGCUCAUCUUAGACUUGCAGAUUAGCCUGUAGCUAAUCUUAACUUGCUGUUUGCACACAUGCUUCACAACAUGAAAAUGUCUAAAGCUGAACGCAGUUCUGGUCCUUGGCAUUUUUAGGAAGGGACACUAAAGCGAUGUUCUGAUUUCAAGCCAGGUGUGGUAACCCUUUAAUCCCUGUGCUCCAGAGAAUCUUGAGUAGCCCGGGGUAAGAGGGAGUCUUCAGAUAGUUUGCUUUGUCUCAUCCUCAGAGGUUUUACUGACAUUUUUUGGCUCCAGGGCUUUAGAUCUCAGGAGUCGUGUAGAUUUCUAAGAGCAGAAGAGUCUUUCAGGCCACAGUAGACCUGUUCUCUGUCAUCUGUACGCUGGUGGGCAUAGUAUUUUAUUGAUGCCCCUUAAAUGUCACCUGUGUCAUGGUGGCAGUGUGAAGGGAGAUGCAUUUACUGCCGCUCCUUUCUGUUUGCAAACCUAAAUAUAUGUAUAAAUAAUUUGUAUUGUUGAUAUAUACAUACACACAUACACUGGUAAGCUGCUAUGAAAUUAUCCUGCAUUUCAACUUUCUUUUGUAUUUUGUAAGUACUGCCUGACAAAAUGGAUGUUUGGUAUCUACUUGACUGCAGAAAAUCAAGUGAAUGUAAUGAACUUAGAAUGCCUUUAAGCGAGUGUUGCUAUCUUCAUGGACAGAGGAAGAUAAUUAGCUAAUGAUGGGUAGCUAAAUGAAUUUCUAAUUUGGUUUUGUAGUUAAUCCACUGAAGAGGUUGGGAUAAUAUAAUUGGUCCAUUCUUUACCCUUGAAUAAUAUUCCAUAAACAGAAGCUAUUCAGCUUUCUAUUAAAUUUUUCAGAUAAACCUAGAAGCAGCUCAUUGAAAGGUGAAAGAGAUUAAGUUAGAAAAUAUUUUGACAGUCUUGAGUGAGAUGGCCAGUUACCAGGAGCCAAUGAGUGGUAGACUUAUAGGUUAUUAAAAGUCAGGUAUUUUCUUUAUGCUGAGUGCCUGCCAUGUCUGUCAGCAACACCUCGGAUUCUUACAGCCUUUGUGAUAUUCACGAUGGUCUCACAGUUUAUCUGGAGAAAGGUUACCUGCCUAAUGACAGAAGGCAUUGUACAUGUUUCUCACCAGUCAGGAAGAAGUAGUAGAAAAGCUGCUAGAAGCGAGACAGCGUGUCUGUCCACAGUGAAGGAGGCAGCGCCCCUCUUCCGGCCCUGUGCUCCUGUACCCCUGAAAUGGUGCCCAGUCAGGUCCUAAAGCUCAGGUCACCAUAAUGUUCAACCCAUCACAAAUUUAAAUAUGGUAAAAGGAAGAACUUUGAGCACCUUAAAGUUUAUAGCUGUCUUUUAAAGUAGGUCAGUAUGAAAUAGAGCCUAUGCCAUUUCUAAUUUCUAAUGUUACAGCUGUACCUUAGUAAUGUAUUUUAUGUAGAUUUGUUUAGUGCUAGUAAAAUAAAGAACUGUACAAGUAUUUGCUGACUAUACAGUCGUGUGUCCGUUGUAUGAACUACUUGAGUGUUGUGUGUGCCAGGCGUGGGGCUAGGUCCUAGGGAGACAGCAGUGAGCUCAGAGUCCAGGCAGGAGGGGCGGCUGAUGCUGCAGUGUCAAUCAGCAGCCGGUCCAGGACAUUGCUUUCCAGUGUGCUGUCUGGUGGUUUUCUUAAUUACAUUGUAACAGGAAGACCAAUGAACAGUGUUCUUUACUUUCACUUAUAAAGUGAUCCAGUUGACUUUUCUCAAAUCUAAAAAACUGAAGAUCCUAAUAUCUAAUCCCUAACCCUGAUCCUAAUAUCUUAAAUGAGGUGUUUCAUUUUAUCAUGUUUUAAGAUAAAUUCCUUCCCUUUGAGGGUUUCAUGUUCCUCUGCAGCUCCUGGCAAAAUGAAUUUUGUAUACACUGUAGUCAAAGAAUUGGGUUCAGAAUUGGUAAAGAUAUCAUAUAAUGAUAAUUAUUCCUGGGAAUAAAAGCCCAUACUUUGCUCUAACAGGACGUGUGGUUUUAUGUAUGGGGGAGUAACAGUGUAUAGUUAGUACUGCAUUGUUCAAAAGCAGAAGCUCUAAACCAGGUGGUUUUUGCCUUGUUUAUAUUUUCAAACUGAAAAAAUAAAUCUUUGUUAGGCACAAAA
Rattus norvegicus (Norway rat) is the source of this 12285-nucleotide messenger RNA. The record is from RefSeq and is a predicted model, not a curated record. NCBI's taxonomy places the organism in Eukaryota, Metazoa, Chordata, Mammalia, Rodentia, Muridae.